Molecule: messenger RNA, 1041 nt
Organism: Aspergillus calidoustus
Lineage: Eukaryota; Fungi; Ascomycota; Eurotiomycetes; Eurotiales; Aspergillaceae
Source: the annotation of a GenBank genome assembly
AUGUCCUCCCCAUUUGACAUCAACACCCUCUUCGGGGUCAAGGAUCUUGUCGCUGUUGUAACCGGUGGCGGCUCAGGCCUCGGCAGAGUCAUAUCCCGCGCCCUCGCCACAAACGGCGCGAAACGAGUCUACAUCCUCGGCCGACGGCUCAACGCCCUGCACGAAACCGCCUCGACACACCCCGAGAUCAUCAUCCCCAUCGUCGCAGAUGUCACGGACCCGACCUCUCUAACCGCCGCGGCGGACCGGAUCCGAGAGGAGACUGGGUAUGUGGAUUUCUUGGUUGCGGGGGCGGGGAUGGUGUAUCUACACCCACCGCCAGCGCCGGGUCCAGCUCCAGCUCCCACUACUAGUACUGCGGAUGCGAGUGAGGGCUCUGGUGAUGGUGCUGGCCCAGGCAAGGGAGGCCUCUCCCUCUCCUCGGGCAAAAUCCAAGUCGGGCGCACCCUCCGCCCGUCUCCAACAGCGCCGCAAGUCGAGUCCUUCCUCCUCGCCACAACCCCCGACGAAUUCCUAACGAGCUACCGCGUCAACACCAUGGGCGUAUUCUACACAAUCGCCGCAUUCACCUCGCUCCUCGACGCAGGUAAUAACCGGCAGAACGAGCACGACCCCGUCAGCGCGUCCGCCACGACACAAAGAGAACAGAAGGAAGCGGUAAUAAAAGUCCAGCGCAAAAGCCACGUCGUCGCCAUCGCCAGCGUCUCCGGGCAGAAUAACAACGCCACGGGCGGCUGUGCGUAUGGGAUGUCCAAGGCCGCGGUCAUCCAGCUUAUGGGCCAGAUGAUGCGCGUUUUGGCGCCGUUGGGGAUCCGGGUGAAUACCUUGUCGCCGGGCGUCUUCCCCAGUAACCUCGCCGGAACGCCCGCCAACUACGCCAUGACGGCCGAGGGCACGUUUCCGAUGGAGCUGAUCCCGCUUCGCCGCGCAGGAACGGAUCAGGAGAUGGCGGGGACGAUUUUGUAUCUUGCUAGUCGCGCCGGUGGGUAUGUCAAUGGGCAUGUGCUUGUCGUUGAUGGGGGGAGUUUGGGAUAUCGGUAG